CGGUUGCAGCUUCCGCGUCUACCCCACGAGCCCCGUUUGGACGGUUGAUCAUCUCGCCCACCGGACAGACCGAUGACGUCUUCGCAGGAUGCGUGCUACAUCUCCCUGCUCGGCCUGUCGGAGUACUUCCGCACGGCGUCACCUCCGGACAUCAAGAAGUGCAUCCAGUGUUUGCAGGCACUGUUCACAUUCAAACCUCCGCUCAAGGUGGAAGCCAGAACGCACCUGCAGCUCGGCCAGAUACUGAUGGCCUACACGAAGAACACCGAUCUGGCGAAGAACCAUCUCGAGCAAGCGUGGAUCCUGUCGGAGAACAUCAACAACUUUGACGAUGUAAAGUUCGACACGGCCAGCCUUUUAGCGCAGCUGUAUCAACAGCAGGACCAGAGUUCACUAGCCAAACCCGUCCUCCGGAAGGCUAUCGAACUUUCGCAGCACAACGUUUACUGGCACUGCAAGCUUCUCUUCCAGCUAGCGCAAACACACGCCACGGAUAAGGAGUACGCACUCGCCUCGGAACUGUUAGCUGUCGGUGUGGAAUCGACGGAUGAAUCGAACGCAACCUACCUGAAAUCGUUGUUCCUCCUCAGCCGUGCCAUGAUCAUGAUGAUCGAGCGCAAAACCAACGAUGUGCUGGCGAUCCUCAAUCAGGCGGGCCCAAUCAUUGACCACUCGAUCACGAACGUCCAUCUGAAGGAGUACCUGAAAGUGUUCUUCUACGUGCUGCAGGUUUGCCACUAUCUGCAGCUCGGGCAGGUGAAGACGGUCAAAACGAGCCUGAAGCAGCUGCAGCAAAGCAUUCAAACCAUCAUGGCCGCUAACUGGCCGGCGGAUGAGCAGAUAUUCGGACAAAACAGCACGGAAAUGUUCAUGUGGCUGCCGAAGGAGCAACUGUACGUACUGGUGUACCUCGUUACCGUUUCGCACUCGAUGAUGGCCGGCUACAUGGACAAGGCGCAAAAGUACACCGAAAAGGCACUCACACAGAUCGAGAAGCUUAAAUCUCAAGAAAACAAACCGAUUUUGGCCGUGUUUCAGAUCAUCCUGCUCGAGCACAUCAUCAUGUGCCGGCUGGUGAUGGGCAACAAGUCGCUGGCGAUCAAGGAGAUCGCGCUGGCAAAGGACGUGUGUCUCUCGUCGUCGCACAAAUUUCUCUUGAAACGGCACGCUCCGCAACUACAUUGUUUGCUCGGAUUGUACGCCAUGUCAACCAGCCUGUUCGAGCACGCCGAGAAGCAGUUCUACACCUGCAUCCAGGACACGACGGAGCGGGAGCUGAAACUUUUCGCCAACCUCAACCUAGCCAUCGUGUAUCUGCGCACCAAACGGGAACAGGAUUUGCGCAACAUUCUCGAGCAGAUACAGCAGGAGAACUCGCAGUGCUCAAACAGUCAGGCGCUGAUGGGCAGCUUCUACUACGUCCAGGGACUGAACGCGUUCCACAAAAGCAGCUUUCACGAAGCAAAACGAUUCCUGCGCGAAACGCUCAAGAUGGCCAAUGCCGAGGAUCUGAACCGAUUAACGUCCUGCUCGCUGGUGCUACUGAGCCACGUGUUCCUCAGCAUCGGCAACUCGCGCGAAAGCAUGAACAUGGUCACGCCGGCGAUGCAGCUAGCGUCCAAGAUACCCGACAUCCACGUACAGCUGUGGGGCAGUGCCAUACUGAAGGACCUUCACCGGAUGCUGAAGGAGCCGACGCAGGAGGUCGAAGCGUACAACAAUCACGUCAACUUUUCGCAGAACCUGAUCGCCGACCAGCUCAAGUGCACCAAGUUUCCCGAGCACACGCUUAUCAGCUGGUUCCAGGGCGAUCCACCGUUACCGAUGCUCUCGCAGGAACUAGUCCAACCGGUGGCAGCGGCAGUCUCUAACGCUCCGAUGGCGUCCGGUUCCGGUGUGCCAUCGCUGGUCGUUACAGGGCAGCAGCAGCAGCAGGGGACGGUCCAACAAGUGGGCGGCACAUACGUACGAUUACCAGGCGCACUUAAUCAGCAGGUUAUGUUCCAGUGAGGUUACCAGGGAAUAGCGAUGUGACCAACGACCUACCUACUGCUCCUUAAGUGUGUGAA
Molecule: messenger RNA, 2069 nt
Organism: Anopheles bellator
Lineage: Eukaryota; Metazoa; Arthropoda; Insecta; Diptera; Culicidae
Gene: Mau2
Product: MAU2 chromatid cohesion factor homolog
Exons: 5
Coding region: 73-2010 (645 amino acids)
Biological process (GO): mitotic sister chromatid cohesion; maintenance of mitotic sister chromatid cohesion
Cellular component (GO): SMC loading complex; chromatin
Molecular function (GO): protein binding; double-stranded DNA binding
Source: RefSeq, a predicted model, not a curated record